AUGUACGAUGGAUCGACAAGCGUGCCUGCCACGGGUCCCGCGUGGCCUGAGCACAGCGCUGCAUACGCCGCAGGUAGUGAACAUGAAGAUUGGCAAUCUUGGUGGCCGAACAAAGCAUGGGAUCCAAAUGCUGGCGGUUCAUGGCAGGCAGAGGCGGAUUGGUACCUUUGGUCGAACAAUGGACAGAAUGCCGCGGAGCAGUUCGCAGAGAUUCACCCCGCGGACCAGGUCAAAAGGGAGGGAACGGAGGUCGUCGCACUCAGCCUUCUGAAGCAGCUUCAGCAAGAUGAGGAGGGAGGCAACGUCCAGGUGUCAUCGGCGGAUAAGGCUCUGGCCGGGCAGAUGGAGUCGGCGGUGGCCGCUUUUUUGGCAGGGGAAAACUUCGACGAGGAGGAAAGCGAGGAUGAGCAACUGGAAGCUGAAAGGAUAGAGCAGGAGGAGUUGGAGCUUACAGCUGGGACAGAUGGGAAGCUUUCAGCAGAAGCUCUGCCAUUUGUGCCGCUGCCAUUCGGCAACUUUGAUGCCUUCGGGCAGCCUUUGCCAGACAUUGCCGAGGAGGAUGAGACGUUGCACGUCCCCUGCGAGUACCUGCAAGCCACCCUAGAAGACGUGGGGCUGAGCAAUACGAUUCUUCGUGUUGCAAGUGAGAGUGAAGUGGAGAAGUUCAUUGACUACGUUGGCAUGCGAACAUUGCCGGCCUCACUGACGGAGUCAGAGGAGACGUUUGAUCUUUUCUACCAAGAGCUUCGAAGCACAUUGGCAAGUUGCUACCUCGAUCGCGUGUGUCCAACGCUGCAGGAGGUUGAGCGUCGAUUCAAGGCGCAUUUGCCACCUUCGAGCCCUUCUGAGCUGGAUGUGGCGUUGGUGCUUCCCAUGUUUGCGCGUAAGGUCCCGGACACGUAUCACAUCCUCCCAGCAGAUGGACGUGGGCGUCCCAUCAUGAUAUUCUUCUCAGAGGCGCCUUCUGGCUUCAAGGGUUUCCUUGAUGUGGAUUGCUCGCUGCCAGGCGAUGGGGACUUCUCACAAGAAUCUUGGGACCAGCUUGACAAGGCCCUGACGGAGUCCUUCCGGAUGUCCUGCGACUUUCGCAAUGCCGCCUUUGACGUGCGCUCGAAGGUGGAGCACUUCCAGGACUGGCCGCUAGCAGAGGUGGAACUGCUCCUCCACGCAGCGGUGGGAAACAACAAGCUGGCUGCUUGGGAGGACUAUCUGAGACCGGCCAAGCACGUUGAGUCACUGAUCUCGGAGCGGGAUGCCAAGCAGUUCGCAGGAACACUGGGUCGGAGAAAGAAGCUGGACAGCUGGACUCACCCGCAAAGGGGACCUCAUGGCUACCCCAAGUCCAGGGAAUGGGAGUACCACCACUACGGGCAGGACAAGGACAGCCUGCACAUGGCUCAGCCGGGACACCCUGACCGAGAUCAGCAUUGGCCCUCCUUGGGUCCCGUCGUCAGGUCACAGCCCAACCAGGAGAGAAGGCAGCUCAAUCUGGCUCAGCAGCUUUAUGGAUUUCAGAAUGACAAUGCACCCGUCAGAGCGGAAAGCGUGCGCAGAGCGGAAAGCGUGCGCAGCAAUCGCAGCAGCAGCAGCAACGAAUCAAAGUACCGGUAUCCAGCACCACCGGUUGAAAUUCCAGAGGAGGCACGCCUACAAGUGGAGACGCUUGUGACAGCCUGUCCCGACGGCCUUCGUUACACCCAGCUCAAGCAGGUUCUCGAAGCCUUUGGCAAAGCAGGCCCGAGCCACGAGAAGCUUGGCAAAGUGGAGGUGCUGUUAUCAAUUGUCCUAGGUCUGUCUCUCUUUCCCUUUUCUUGGGUCUGGCAAGGCUGGUUUGGUCCUAUAGAGCAGCUCGUGAAGGCUUCAUCACCUCCGGUUAGCGUGCUUCUCAUGGGCGAUGACGACAUGGCCCCGUCGACUUUUCAGCUUCCUUCCGAAGUGUUGGUGGUGCUCACUCACACGCGCAUCCAUUUCAAGCUUUGCUGCGAGUUAGAUCUCAAAGCAGUCUCUUGCAAGCUGCGCAACGCUGAGUAUAACCCGCGCAAAGACACGAAAAGGCUGUUUCUUAGGCUCUUCCGUCCGGCCGCUUCUGCUCACGUAUGGAGCACGGGAGCUGUAAACUGCUCUGUUAAGGGCACAGAGGAGGAUGCCAAGCAAGCUGCGAGGCGACUAACUCGCAUGAUCCAGAAAUGUGGCUAUCCCGCACGCUGUGAGAAGUUUCGCCUGAUGGGCCAAGCCGUUGUGGCAGAGCUUUGCUUUCCCGUUCGCUUGGAGGCGUUGGCCCAGAAGUGGCACCGCCAUGUCCUCUACGAGCCAGAGGUUUGUGCUCAUGCGCAGUUUUACCUGGAGCGCCCUCGCUGCUGUGUAUCAGUGGCCUGUAGUGGUAAGGUUAGUGUGUUUGAUGCUGCAACCUUUGAGGAUGGCAGAGAGGCGAUUCGGAAGGUCUACUCUGUUUUCCGAGAGUUCUCACAUUGA
Messenger RNA from Symbiodinium natans, 2472 nucleotides. NCBI's taxonomy places the organism in Eukaryota, Dinophyceae, Suessiales, Symbiodiniaceae. The record is from the annotation of a GenBank genome assembly.